Periophthalmus magnuspinnatus is the source of this 2849-nucleotide messenger RNA. RefSeq names its product electrogenic aspartate/glutamate antiporter SLC25A12, mitochondrial-like. The transcript is spliced from 18 exons. The record is from RefSeq and is a predicted model, not a curated record. Lineage: Eukaryota; Metazoa; Chordata; Actinopteri; Gobiiformes; Gobiidae. Gene Ontology annotation, biological process: aspartate transmembrane transport; L-glutamate transmembrane transport; malate-aspartate shuttle. Bases 198 to 2246 code for a protein of 682 amino acids. Gene Ontology annotation, molecular function: calcium ion binding; L-glutamate transmembrane transporter activity; L-aspartate transmembrane transporter activity.
ACAACAUACAGCCGCGUGACCUUAGAGAAGUACUGCACUGUGUAGAUGUGGAGAGGCGUCAAAUUCAAUAUCAGCAUCUGCUCACAUUAUUAUCAUGCCUGUGGAUUAGCGGGAGACUGUCUCGUAGUUGAGUAGAGCCGAGGCGUUUCCUACUUUGUUACGGAGGACGCUCUCACUGUACGUGACGUCAAACCAGCAUGGCGGUCAAGGUGCAAUCCACUAAACGAGGCGACCCAAACGAGCUUAAGGCAAUCUUCCAAAAGUAUGCCAGUGUGGUGGAUAAAGAUGGAGAGAAAUUUAUGACCCCUGGAGAUUUUGUCCAGAAUUAUUUAGGAUUACAUACUCCGAUCCAUCACAACCCCAAAACGGUCCAACUUAUUGCUGCUGUUGCUGACACUACAAAGGACGGGCUCAUCUCAUUCCAGGAAUUUCUUGCUUUUGAGUCUGCCUUGUGUGCACCGGAUGCCCUUUUCAUAGUCGCCUUCCAGCUGUUUGAUAAAAAUGGCACUGGAAACAUUUCCUUUGAAAAUGUACGGGAUAUCUUCAGUCAGACAACAGUGCACCACCACAUCCCCUUUAACUGGGACUGUGAAUUUAUCCGACUCCACUUUGGCCAUGACCGUAAGAAAUGUCUCAACUACCUUGAGUUCACCCAAUUCCUUCAGGAGUUGCAGUUGGAGCAUGCACGGCAGGCAUUUGCCCAAAAGGACAAAGGCAAGAAUGGUGCCAUCACCGCUAUGGACUUCAGUGACAUAAUGGCCACUAUCCGGCACCACAUGCUCACACCAUUCGUGGAGGAGAAUCUUGUCUCAGCUGCAGGUGGUGGAACAUCCCACGUGGUCAGCUUCUCCUACUUCAAUGCUUUCAACUCACUACUGAACAACAUGGAGCUAAUCAGAAAGAUCUACAGCACAAUGGCUGGUACAAGGAAGGAUACUCUAGUAACAAAAGAGGAAUUUGUUCAUUCUGCCAAUAAGUUUGGUCAAAUCACUCCAAUGGAAAUAGACAUCCUGUACCAGUUAUCAGGCUUGCAUUCUCCCUCUGGGCGUCUGAACCUUGCGGACAUCGAAAGGAUAGCUCCAUUAGAAGAAGGAAGUCUGCCGUACAACCUUGUUGAAUCUCAAAAAUCAGUUCAUGGAGAUGGUUCAAGGCCUGUAUGGCUUCAAGCUGCUGAGUCAGCGUACAGGUUUUUUCUUGGCUCUAUUGCUGGAGCUACGGGAGCAACAGCUGUGUACCCCAUUGAUUUGGUAAAGACUCGUAUGCAGAAUCAGAGGUCAACAGGGUCAUUUGUUGGAGAGCUGAUGUACAAAAACAGCUUCGACUGUGCAAAGAAGGUGCUGCGUUAUGAAGGAUUCUUUGGCUUCUACAGAGGUCUUGUUCCACAGCUUAUAGGUGUGGCACCAGAGAAAGCCAUCAAACUCACGGUAAAUGAUUUUGUGAGAGACAAAUUCACAGAAAAGGAUGACUCCAUUCCUUUAUUUGCUGAGAUUAUGGCUGGAGGAUGUGCUGGUGGCUCUCAGGUUAUCUUCACCAAUCCUCUUGAGAUUGUGAAGAUUCGCCUGCAGGUGGCAGGAGAGAUCACCACUGGUCCACGAGUCAGUGCACUGAGCGUGGUUCGAGAUCUUGGAUUCUUUGGGUUGUACAAGGGGGCUAAAGCAUGUUUUUUGAGAGAUAUUCCUUUUUCAGCCAUCUAUUUCCCUGUGUAUGCACAUACCAAGACCUACAUGGCAGAUGAGCAGGGCAGGCUGGGCCCAUUGCAGCUGUUAACAUCAGGAGCUAUCGCAGGUAUCCCUGCUGCCUCUUUGGUAACGCCUGCUGAUGUAAUCAAGACUCGCCUGCAGGUGGCAGCGCGGGCCGGACAGACGACCUACAAUGGUGUUGUGGACUGCUUCUGGAAAAUCUUGAAAGAAGAAGGCUUCAGGGCUUUGUGGAAGGGAGCAGGAGCUCGCAUGUGUCGAUCUUCACCGCAGUUUGGUGUGACUCUGGUGACCUAUGAACUCCUGCAGAGGUGGUUCUACAUUGACUUUGGUGGACAUCGCCCAGCAGGAUCUGAGCCUACUCCCAAAUCUCGGAUUUCAGAGCUCCCGCCCAUUAACGCGGAUCACAUUGGAGGGUACCGCCUGGCUGCCGCCACAUUUGCAGGAGUGGAGAACAAAUUUGGACUCCAUCUCCCCAAAUUUAAAUCCUCUGGUGUAGUCUCUAUACAUCACUCAGAGCCACCUGCUGCUCCGGCUCAGGGACCAUAGCUAGUUUAAUAUCAUAACAUUUUCAUUUCCUGUUCCCAUACCAAGAGAUGACGUAACACAAAGAAUACGCACAAUAAAAUACACUCCACAAAUGAGGCUUUCAAACAACCAGCAGAGCGCGCCCUUGCCUAGGACUCCUCUGGCCCUGUGGUUCCAGCUGCGGAGGAAUACAGUGGCUCACAGCUGUGGGUUUUUCUACAAAAGCUAAAGCCUCAAGCUUCCUCUCAAAGUAGCUAUGAUUUGUAUUUUUUUUUUGGGCAGAUACUUGUGUGCGUAGGACUUUUUAUUGGACAAAUAUAUAAAGUGUAUACUAUUUCAGAUUGGUUAACAUGGUGAGUGGAACUUAACUCUUAAGACAGACUGUUCAUACUGUAAAACACUGAUGCAGCUAAAGAGAGUUACAAAGUGCACUCCAACUGUAACAGCAGCAGAAAUGUUGGGCCUUUGAUCCUGACCUCCAAGAAUCGGUCUUACUGAUGUACAGAACAUUAAAGUGUUUUCUUGAUAAAAGAUCAAAAGGAAAAUUAGCAUAUAAUAAAUUAAAUGUAUUUCAAUUAUGUCAUUGUAUUUUAUUGAUUAAAAUCAUGGGUUUGAUUUUACAAA